AUGGUGCCGCAAACUAAAGUGUUCGUCGGCAGCCUGCCGCAAGGCUCCAAGCCGGAGGAGCUCCGCAAACUUUUCGAACGCUUUGGCGUUGUUACAGAAUGUGAUAUUAUGAAUCGAUGUGGGUUUGUGCAUAUGCAAACCGAAGAUCAGGCAUCGGCUGCGAUUCGCGGACUUAAUAACACAACCUUCAACGGUGGUGUCAUUACCGUCGAACGCGGUCGCAUCAAGGAGCGUGGAGCUCGCGGUGGUGGCGGCGGAGGUCGCGGUGGCAUGCGAGGGGGAAUGCGCGGCGGUAUGGAACGGCGUGGUGGCGGGCCGAUGCGCGGUGGACCUCCUCCUCGAGACUCGCCUUAUUCCCGCGACAGGCCGGGACCGCACGCUCGCGGCCCUCCAGUAGGCGGCCCGGUGCCGAUGGCGCCGCGCCCCAUGCCUUACGAGCGGGAGAGAGCACCUCCAGCCGCUUAUGAUGAUCGUUACAACGGCUAUGGUGGUGAAGAUCGUCGCGGGUUCGCUCUGAUGGAACGCGGCGCGCGAGACCCGUACGCUGCUCCCAUGUACGCUGACGAGCGGCGCUACGAUGAGAUGGCUCCCAUGUACGAUGACCGGCGGGCGCCAAUGUAUGAUGAAAGGGACAUGAUGGACCGUCGUCCCGCGAUGGCUCCCUACGACAGGGCGCUACCCCCGAGGCCUGCACCUAUGCCCAAUGGAGACAUGUUUAGCAGGCGGUCACCAAUGCGCGGCGCUGCCGGACCUGGUGGUUACGACAGAGAUCCAUAUGCACAGCAGUACCCUCCAAUGGGACGCGGGGGCGGAGCCUCGGCGCGCGGUAGAGAGCUGGCGCCGCUGGGCCCGCGCCGCUACUAG
Messenger RNA from Arctia plantaginis, 864 nucleotides. Lineage: Eukaryota; Metazoa; Arthropoda; Insecta; Lepidoptera; Erebidae. The record is from the annotation of a GenBank genome assembly.